CAAUUACUUUAUUUUCUCCGUGUAGUCAUACAAAGCCAGGUAUGACCAUAUAUGACCUUAUAUAUUCAAAUUGUAUCUUAUUUUAAGCAUAUAGGAGGAGUUUUAAAAUUGUAUGCCAAAAAAAUCAAUGAAAUCGUAUGCAAUAUAAAACUUUGAUUAGUUAUUUCUGCGAAAAGACUAAAAGCGUGUUGUGCCAUCAGAUAAAAAGUUAUGUGAAACACCCGAGAACAUACAUUGUGCAUUAUCAUUUGGUCAAGGACGAACUGGAAAAUCAUAUGGAUAUAGAAAAAUGUGCAUGACAAUGAUUGGUUGAAACAUGCAAAUUUUUGGUUGUCAAUAGAAACCAAAAGCAAUACAAAGAAUAUUUUUGCAUCGAAAGAGGUAGUGAUGUGCAUAUGACUCUCCAUUCUAUUCCAGUCGAGUUGCGACUGUUCAUUAGAGUUUUUGAGUUUGUUCGUAACUAAUGUAGUGCAUUUUUUCAUUUUUAUUGCUAUAAUAGAUUUAUACAGUUUGGUAUUAGUUAAUAUGAAGUGGAUUCAAAAAAUAAUAUGGUGGUUAAUUGCAGUAAAUUCAUUAGAUAUAAUUUAUUUCUCAAAUGCAUCGAUACCGGCUCAAGUUUCCGAACAAUUGAAAUUUUUAUUGAAAUCAUGUUUCGCUGACCGGUUGAAUCCGGUAAUCAUCAGUGAAGAUUUGACUGAUAUUGCAUACACUGAGACAACUGACUCGAGCAACGACGUAGCUUUUUUUGAAACGGACUAUCCCAUUAUCGUGAUCGAUGAUAAUUUUCGAGCUAAAAAUAUCGACCCGUAUUACAACCCAAGAUAUCCUACGUACGUUUUAUCGGUUAAAUCUGUCAAGAAACUCGAAACAACUCUCCGAGAAUUAGCGUCUUUGUCCACCUGGAAUGUCAACUCGCAUUUUUUCAUCGUCCGACACAAUCAUAACGAUUGCGAUAAAGAUGGAGAAAAAGUGCUAAAAGUUCUUUGGAAAAUGGAUUUGCUGUCCUCGUUCUACGUUUGUCUUGAGCCUAAUGAUAAUGAAGCAAUACCGAGUAAUGUAAUUGCUGACACGCGAACAAUGUUAUAUACUUUUAAUCCCUUUUCGAACUACGCGCCCUUGCCCUGGCAGGAAAUCCAUCGUGUUAAGCAACCGAUCGAUGACAACAGAUCCGAACAAGAUCAAGAUAAACGUUGGACUCUCUAUAAACAACCAUAUUUAAACGAUACGAAAUUAUGCCCUAGCUUGACUUUUGACAAAACGAAGCAUCUCAACGCCUACCCCAUAAAAGCCGUUUCAGCUGCAAAACCAAGUACAAAUUGGACUCCAAACCACCCAGUAAAUUUCAAAGAAUUACGAAAAACGUUGUCAUAUCCACAUUUAAAGUUUUUUGAAACCUUAUUCUCUUCUCUUAAUGUCACUCCGAUAAUUAAUUAUGGUAUCAAAGGUCGAUAUGUUAACAAUACGCCAGUUGGUCUCCUAAAAACGAUUAUAAACGGUACUCACGACGUUUGCUUCAAUUUACAGUAUAUUACUAAUGACGGUUAUAAAUUGAUAGAUAUUAUCAAUCCGGGCCCUGAGAAUGAUCUCUUCAUAAUAAUUAAAAAAAAUGGCACUCUAAUGCCUGUUGAGAAAAACCGUAAUUUUAAAAACUAUAAACUUGUUCUUAUUGCGCUAAUCGUUUUAUUAAUAUCAUAUAUUAUAAUAAUUGUGAAUAAUAUUAACAAUAAUUUCAUCGAUGACGAUGACGAUAAUAAUGACCCUGCGUACGGUAACAGUUUUUUGGACAUAAUUGGAUUUAUCAUAAGUGGUGGAAUAUCGGCGCGACUCACUUCAUAUUCGAUGCGUUUAAUGUUUGUGACAAUGACUAUUUUUGUUUUUAUAAUUUGCCCUGAAUUACAAGGGGAAAUAAUUUCAUUAUCGACAACAAUAGACCAUAAUUAUCCCGCGAGUAUCAAAGAUUUGUUUUACUUAGAUUACAACGUUUAUAUCAAUUCUGUGUUGAAAGAUACCGUUAUCGAAAUGAAAUCAGAAUUGAAUACUGACGUUAAACGUUUACAUGCUCCAUUACAUUCCGUUGAAUGUUAUGAGCAAAUUUUGAAAGACGAUACAACAGCUUGUGUAUAUAAAAAUAAACGACAGAUAGAUAUGGCGUCUGAACAUAAUUUCCAUUUAUCUCGGACAUUCGAGAUUUCUAAAUAUGUUUUUUUUUGGUCCAGAAAAAAUUUUCCCCUGAAAAAUAAAAUUGACCAAAUGGCACUGAGAAUGCAAGAAUCGGGUUUAUUUGACUAUUGGGAGAAGCAAAAUGUAUAUUAUCCGUUCUGUAAAUUAAAAGCGAAAGAAGCUACUGAACCAUCCGCUGAGUAUGAUGCAGUUGAUUUCGAACAUCUAAAACAGGCUUACGUUUUUCUGGCGGCAGCAAUGGGGCUGUCGGUUGUUAUUUUUAUCAUUGAAAUAAUGGCCGGUAAAAUAAGGAACUCGCGACGCCGAAACCUGAUUCGUGAAAGACAACGCAAAUUGAAAAUUCGACUCGAACAAAUGAGAAGAGAAAAUGUAAAUAAUCGGUUUUUAGAAGACAAAGUUCGUAUAGUUAAUAGACGUGUGGUCAUUCUACCUUAGACAUUAUAUUACUCAUAUUUAUUGAUUCUGUGUGACUAUUUUCUUUGAAAUAUAUACACUGAUAGAAAAACUAUCUUGAUUCAAGAAAAAAUUUUUCUUCAAAAUGUGGUUCUUGUUUUAAAAUUUUUAAUUGUUUUAAUUCAAGAAAUAAGUCCUUGAACCAAAAAAUUGAAAUUCUCGGAUAGAGAAAAAAAAUUCUUUGUUUGAGAAUUUGAUUUUUCGAUGAAGCCUUUUUUGUUUUGAAACAAAAUUCUGACAUAUUUCGCUCAAGAAUUUCUUGCUCUUGGAUUAAGAUAGGCAAAAUCUAGGUUUAAGACAUUACCGACUCGUUUCGAGAAUGGCGCGAUUUUUAAAUCAAGAUAUCAAUUUACUCAGCUUGAAAAAAAACUUUUUUUUUUAUUUUAAAAAUAAAAAGUAUUAAAGUGAUUUUUUAGGACUACAUUCAUUUACUUCAGACAUGUUAAAGUAGAAAUUUAUUCAAAAAAAAAUUUUUUUUUUCAUUACUUUAAAAACAUCUUCUAUCAAGGAAUUAUUACUUGAACCAAAAAUUUAAAGUUCUUAAAAUAAUAAUACGACAUUUUUAGUUGAAGACAAGUGGUCUUGCUUGAAGAAUUCGAUAGUAUCGAUUGAAGAUAAUAUAGUUUCGGAUCAAGACACGAGAGUUAUCCAUCGAAGAUACAAAAUCUAUAGAGCCAAGAAAAUCUAAAUCAAGACAAGAAUUUCUUGAAGCAAGACAAUUGGUUUUCUUUAGAAAUAAAUUCUUGGCUCAAGAAAAUAUUUCUUGAGUCAAUAUAAAUUUUCUAUCAGUGUAGAAAUAAAGUUUUACAAAUCCGAAUGUUUGAGUAUAUUGCCGAUGAUAAUAACACUUAUAACGCUGUAAUGAAACUGCGUCAUAGUUUUUAUAAUUAAUUGGAUAUUUAAUUAGAUGUCAAUAAAUAUUUAACACAUUAUGAUUUUUUGAAGAUUAUAUCACGUAUAUCAACUAAUUAUUUAUAUGAUUAAAAAAAUAUAGCGAAGAUUUGAAUAGUGAUGUUAUGGAAAAAAAAUUUCUAUUAAUACUCUGUAAUUUACUUUAAAGAUUUUAAUUUUAAAAAAUACUGAUAAAUUUAAGAUAAUGUUAUUGUUGCGUGUAUUGCAUUCAUGAA
Molecule: messenger RNA, 3761 nt
Organism: Microplitis mediator
Lineage: Eukaryota; Metazoa; Arthropoda; Insecta; Hymenoptera; Braconidae
Exons: 3
Coding region: 526-2616 (696 amino acids)
Source: RefSeq, a predicted model, not a curated record